This is a messenger RNA of Oppiella nova, 926 nucleotides long. The record is from the annotation of a GenBank genome assembly. NCBI's taxonomy places the organism in Eukaryota, Metazoa, Arthropoda, Arachnida, Sarcoptiformes, Oppiidae.
AUGACAUAUCAUUUCUCUAUCGAAAUCGACUCUUUGGGCAAACUUGCCAUCGAAGAGGAAAGUAGUGGCAAAAAGUUAUGGAAACUAUCGGUUAUGAUGUUUUUGAUCACUAUAUCACUGCUUAUAAUGAUCGGACUUUUCAUAGUGGAUGGACUCAAGUGUCGACAAACGGAGGAGGAGGCGGACCAAUGUGGCGCUCAUUUGACAUUCUUUGGUGAUCCCAAUGUUGUCAUACCAUUGACCGAAGAGGACAUGGAUAAGCACUGCAAAUUGAUGUUUGACUCAAUCAAAUGUCUGCAACAGUACUCCCGGACCUGUUUACCGACAUUCCCACAACAGGCCCUUCAGAUAUUCACAUAUGACAUGAAACAAGUGAUCACAAAGAGGUGUCACUCGCCGCUCAUCAGACAUAACUUCUUGGAGUACGCGAAGUGUUGGUCGCCGAAGGAAAGGAUGCAUAAGACGAACAUCUGUUCGGACAAACACAUCAUACAACUGGAGUACAUCCGACAGCACGUGGAGCCCGAGUUCCAGAUCCCCGCCAUAUGUUGUACAUCCCAUCAGAGGCACGAUUGCAUCAAACGGGAGAUAUCGGACAUCUGUGACGACCAGAACGUCGAGUACGUGAUCGAAGUGAUCGACGGCUCCACUCAAGCCAUGUAUGAGUUUACGUGCGAUCAGUUCACCACAACUGACUCCUGCGACAAACACUUCAACGCAUCCGUUUGGGAACCACUCAAAGAUGUCAUUAAUACCAACGAUGAGAAACUGUUGGCCGCCAGACAUAAGCAUAAAAGCAGUUUAGGCCCUAUUGUGGCCAUUAUUACACAUUUUGAAAUGUAGUUUCAAUUGUUAAUAGUUGUUAUAUAAUUAGUGUCCGAAUGUGCCGAUGACCUGGGAUAUUGAGAUUAUCAUGUGAACUGGGC